AAAGCCCAGCUCAUUGGUCCACACUUUGGAGGCCAGGUGUAUAAAAGGUCCAGAUUUGAAGGACUCAUCAGAUUCUGGGAAAUUCACCUGUGAACAGCAGCCCACCCUCCACCCCAACACCAUGACCCACUGCUGCUCCCCUUGCUGCCAGCCCUCCUGCUGCAGGACCACCUGCUGCAGGACCACCUGCUGGCAACCUACCUGUGAGACCACCUGCUGCAGCACACCCUCCUGCCAGCCCAGCUGCCAGCCCAGCUGCUGUGAGUCCAGCUGCUGCCAGCCUAGCUGCCGCCCAACUUGCUGUCCAACCACCUGCUGCAGGACCACCUGCUGGAAACCUAGCUCUGUGACCACCUGCUGCAGCACACCCUGCUGCCAGCCCAGCUGCUGUGUGUCCAGCUGCUGCCAGCCUUGCUGCCGCCCCACUUGCUGCAGCACACCCUGCUGCCAGCCCAGCAGCUGUGCACCCGUGUACUGCACCAGGACCUGCUACCACCCCACCUCCGUCUGCCUGCCUGGUUGCCUCACCCAGAGCUGCGGCUCCAGCUGCUGCUAGCCUUCCUGCUGCUGAUCCACUCCCCAAAGGACCAUCAUCGUCCCACAACAGUCUUCCAUCAACUGACUUAUCUGUUCAGGGACAAAGUCACUUCCAAACUUUGCUCGAGACCACCAUCCUCUAACCAAAAUUUGUUACCUGUCUGCAUGUUUGCAACCCUGUGAAUCAGCUUGAGCAACUGCAGACUACUUCACUUUGAUGCUCUUCUUCCUUAUGCCUGAUGGAUCACGUACAAGCUUCAUGCAUCCUCGGUUUGGAGUUAUGGUCUUGACUUUGACUCUAACAUCAAUAUCUUCACUCUCUCCCUCCUUGGAACAUAGGAAAACAAAUCCUCUUCGUUUUUCAUAUGCCUC
Molecule: messenger RNA, 909 nt
Organism: Lemur catta (Ring-tailed lemur)
Lineage: Eukaryota; Metazoa; Chordata; Mammalia; Primates; Lemuridae
Product: keratin-associated protein 9-2-like
Exons: 1
Coding region: 122-556 (144 amino acids)
Cellular component (GO): keratin filament
Source: RefSeq, a predicted model, not a curated record